Molecule: messenger RNA, 1197 nt
Organism: Salvelinus namaycush (lake trout)
Lineage: Eukaryota; Metazoa; Chordata; Actinopteri; Salmoniformes; Salmonidae
Gene: elavl4
Product: ELAV like neuron-specific RNA binding protein 4
Exons: 8
Coding region: 1-1197 (398 amino acids)
Cellular component (GO): ribonucleoprotein complex
Molecular function (GO): RNA binding
Source: RefSeq, a predicted model, not a curated record
AUGGUACUGGGAUCGACAGAGACACAGUGGCGUCAGGCAGAACUCCCGCAGCUACAGGGCUGGGCAGAGAAGGGAUUGCUGACACAGCCAAAGAUGAUAAUCAGCAACAUGGAGCCUCAGGUGACGAACGGCCCCAACGGCACCACGGCUAACGGGCCGUCCAGCAACAGCCGCAGCUGCCCUUCACCCAUGCAAACUGGAGGCCCCACCGACGACAGCAAGACCAACCUCAUUGUCAACUACCUGCCCCAGAACAUGACCCAGGAGGAGUUCCGCAGCCUGUUCGGCAGCAUCGGAGAGAUUGAGUCCUGCAAACUGGUCCGCGACAAGAUCACAGGGCAGAGUCUGGGCUAUGGGUUCGUCAACUACAUAGACCCAAAGGAUGCAGAGAAAGCCAUUAACACAUUAAACGGACUCAGACUUCAAACCAAAACUAUCAAGGUGUCAUAUGCACGUCCCAGCUCAGCCUCCAUCCGAGACGCUAACCUGUAUGUGAGUGGUCUGCCAAAGACCAUGACCCAGAAGGACCUGGAGCAGCUCUUCUCCCAGUACGGGCGCAUCAUCACCUCCCGCAUCCUGGUGGACCAGGUCACUGGCCCCACAGGUGGUUCGCGGGGUGUGGGGUUCAUUCGCUUUGAUAAGAGGAUAGAGGCUGAGGAGGCCAUUAAGGGGCUGAAUGGACAGAAGCCCUCUGGAGCUGCUGAGCCCAUCACCGUCAAGUUCGCCAACAACCCCAGCCAGAAGACCAGCCAAGCCCUACUGUCCCAGCUGUACCAGUCCCCCAACCGCCGGUACCCAGGCCCCCUGCACCACCAGGCCCAGAGGUUCAGGCUGGACAAUUUGCUUAAUAUGGCCUAUGGCGUAAAGAGGUUUUCUCCCAUCACCAUUGACAGCAUGACUAGCCUGGUGGGCAUGAACAUCCCUGGCCACACAGGCACUGGCUGGUGCAUCUUUGUCUACAACCUGUCUCCAGACUCUGAUGAGAGCGUCCUGUGGCAGCUGUUCGGGCCCUUCGGAGCGGUCAACAAUGUCAAGGUCAUCCGCGACUUCAACACCAACAAGUGCAAGGGCUUCGGCUUCGUCACCAUGACGAACUACGAUGAGGCAGCCAUGGCCAUCGCCAGUCUCAACGGGUACCGGUUGGGUGACCGCGUCUUGCAAGUCUCGUUCAAGACCAACAAGACCCACAAGUCCUGA